Molecule: messenger RNA, 1821 nt
Organism: Oncorhynchus tshawytscha (Chinook salmon)
Lineage: Eukaryota; Metazoa; Chordata; Actinopteri; Salmoniformes; Salmonidae
Gene: klf5a
Product: Kruppel-like factor 5a
Exons: 4
Coding region: 265-1767 (500 amino acids)
Biological process (GO): regulation of transcription by RNA polymerase II
Molecular function (GO): DNA-binding transcription factor activity, RNA polymerase II-specific; RNA polymerase II cis-regulatory region sequence-specific DNA binding
Source: RefSeq, a predicted model, not a curated record
CCGCCUCGCUUCCUCUCAUCGCAUGAGUUGACAUGGAUAGAAAAGAGCAGGCUUUGAACUAUUCCAACAGACUCCAGUUCUACCGAAGGGAGACAAGUGGAGUGGAUUACCCAGUCAGACGAGAUCGCUAAUUAGACUACACACAGACUCGAAUACAUCGCUACAGUCAGUCCUCUCAUGCACCGUCCCGUUUCAUCUGUCGUUAUUAUAUGAUUAUUAUUGCGGCCGCUCGCACCUUGUUAUUCCGGUGGGGAGUAAAUCUAUAUGGCCGCGACGCUGAUCACGAUGAGCGCUGGGACCGGGACCGGGCAGGACGAGAUGUUCUACACCCUGCUCAAGCCCAUGCUUUCGGAAGGCUUCCCGGCCGAGGAGUCGGCUCUGUUCGGUUUCGAUACCAAGAACCUACUGACGGAAAGGAGUGGACAGAGUGUAUACGCGCACCAGACAGGGAAGAGUGAGCUGGAUAAGUACCUCUCCCCCCAGACGCCGCUCCUGAUGCCCCAUCCUGACCCUCCAGAGCAGAACAAGUCUCGGCGGGACAGUGCCUCUGUGAUGGAUCACUUCUUUGGCGACGACCAGGGUGGAUCUCCUUACAGCAUCAACAUGAACGUCUUCCUGCCCGACCUGGCCUACCUGAGGAUGGGCUUGUGUCGGCCGGCACGCCCAGGGCCUGGGGGUAACGGUGGAGGCAUGGGCCAGCAGGUCAAAACAGAACCCCCUGCCUCCUCUCCCUUCGCCCAUCCUCACCCUCACUGCCCCAGCAGUAGCGUCCACAGUAACAGCAUCAGCCUUUCCACGGUAACGUCGGUGUCUUCUUCUUCUUCGUUACCAGAGUUCACUAGCGUGUUCAGCCCGUCGGGUGGUGGUGACCCGACCUCUGACGCCGUGGCAACGGGCGGUUCUGUUUACGUGAAGGAGGAGCUGGGGUCGUUCGAUCUGCCUCACGACGACUCUCUGUUCCAGCUGCUCUCUGCAGAGCUGGACUCCGCCCCUCUCGCGCCCAUGCAUCACCACGGGAACAAUGCUCAUCACCGGGCGGGGCAGCAUCACGGAGGUUCCGGUCCCUCGCCCAUCAUGCACACCUUCCACGACCUACACUUAGCCGCCCAGGCCCAGCAGCAACACCAACAACUACAGACUGCCAAGGCAAGCUACUGUGGUGGGCUGCACAGCGUGGGAGGGGCCUACCCUCACUUCCUCCAGCAGCCCCAGCACCAUCAGGCCAAGGCCGCCUACCUGCCCCCCUCUCCUCCCAGCUCAGAGCCCAGCUCCCCAGAUCGUCAGAAGGACCUCCUUCAGAACCUCUCCCCUCCCCCUUCCUAUGCCGCCACUAUCGCCUCCAAGCUGGGAGUCAGCGUCUCCCCCAGUCUUUCCCCCACCGGUGUGGCUCGGCCCCCAGCCUCAAGUCUAACUCCAGCCCCAGGCUCCGGCCCAGCUCCAAGCCUGAACCAGUCCAUGCAGGUCCGCUACAACCGCAGGACCAACCCAGACCUGGAGAAGAGGAGGAUACACCACUGUGACUUCCCAGGAUGUAAGAAAGUGUACACCAAGUCUUCCCAUCUGAAAGCCCACCUGAGGACCCACACUGGUGAGAAGCCGUACAGGUGUUCGUGGGAUGGAUGUGACUGGCGUUUCGCCCGUUCUGAUGAGUUGACUCGUCACUUCAGGAAACACACAGGGGCCAAACCGUUCCAAUGCUCUGUCUGCUCUCGCUCCUUCUCCCGAUCGGAUCACCUGGCCCUGCAUAUGAAGAGGCACCAGAACUAACACACACACAAAACACUAGCUUGAAUCACAAGGACAUGCACUCAAAUCAGGAAA